CUUUACAUGAAUUUUCCUACUCACGAGCCACCGUUUUUUCGUUCUUCCUCACGCCCACUUCAGUUCAUGAUAUAACUCUUCAUACUCAACAUUCAUAGGCUACUACAGCACGUAUUCAUAGUACCAGCAAGUGUUAUAAUUCUCUCAAACCAAUUGACGUUUCGAUUACCGUGAUGUCGCACAAGCACGAUACUCGUCCGCAGUCGCAGAACAGCAGACUUCUUGUCACUGGCACAGUGCUCUUCUACCUUGUAGCAGCACUAUGUAUGGUCAUGGCGAAUAAAUGGGUUCUCAAAACGACUGAUGCUCCGCUCUUCUUCCUCUUUACCCAGCUUGUCAUUGCCGUCAUCCUUUUCAUUGCCGCACAUACGACCCGCCUCUUAGUUGUGCCUUUAUAUCUAGACACCCAGCUUUUGAUCCAGCUCGCACCCAACAUUGCGUUGAAUGUUAUUGGAUUGAGCUUCAGCAACUAUACCCUCAAGUAUGUCGACGCAUCUGUCUACCAAGUCGCGCGUGGUCUCGUCCUCCCCUUCACAGUCCUUACCUCUUACUUCUUCCUCUCCGCACGGCCGUCCCUCCGCAUUCUAUUUAGUUGUUCCAUUGUUACCCUCGGCUUCUUUGUUGGCGUCUUUCUCGAUUCUGUCCCCAUGGCUCUCGUUGGUAUUGGCUUCGGCGUUGCAAGUUCCGCAAUCACGGCAGUGCACAGCGUGGUCAUCAAAAAGAGUCUGGAUAUAGUCAAGGGUAGCGCCAUGAAUCUGUCGUGGUAUACGAAUUUGCUUAGUGCGGUUGUGAUGAUGCCCAUCAUUGUAUUUGCCGGUGAGGUCCCGGCCAUCACGGAUUUAUUUUUCGGAGCAGGUGUUGUCCCUCAGGAAGGAGGGCUGAGCGACUUGCAGACGUUCGUUUGGGGCUCCUUUAUCACGGGUGCGCUUGGCUUUAUGAUGAGCCUUGCUAGUCUGCUGUCCAUCAAAGUUACUUCGCCCAUCACACACAUGGUGUCCUCCGCAGUAAGAGGCGUAGCAGCAUCCAUGUUAGGAAUGUGGUUAUUUGCAGAUAUCAUCUCAAGCGGCCGUGCAUCCUCCAUUGCAAUCAUUCUUCUAGGGUCCAUUUACUACACGUGGGUGAAACACGUCGAAUCUCAGCAAACUUCCAAGGAUGCAGGCAGGUACAAUCGUCUUCCUCUGGAAGAUGUUGAGGCCGGAAAGGAGUUCAGCUCGAAACCUGAGUGAGAGUGCGAGAGUGUAGAUUGCCCGCACGCGAAGCACACGCGCAUGGAUGCUUCUAAAAUUAUAUUUCUUACUUCAGGACAGGAC
Suillus discolor is the source of this 1310-nucleotide messenger RNA. RefSeq lists its product as uncharacterized. Lineage: Eukaryota; Fungi; Basidiomycota; Agaricomycetes; Boletales; Suillaceae. The transcript is spliced from 7 exons. Bases 174 to 1226 code for a protein of 350 amino acids. The record is from RefSeq and is a predicted model, not a curated record. Gene Ontology annotation, cellular component: Golgi apparatus. Gene Ontology annotation, biological process: protein O-linked glycosylation via fucose; GDP-fucose import into Golgi lumen. Gene Ontology annotation, molecular function: antiporter activity.